This is a messenger RNA of Rhipicephalus sanguineus (brown dog tick), 856 nucleotides long. RefSeq lists its product as uncharacterized. The coding region runs from base 192 to 746 and encodes 184 amino acids. NCBI's taxonomy places the organism in Eukaryota, Metazoa, Arthropoda, Arachnida, Ixodida, Ixodidae. The record is from RefSeq and is a predicted model, not a curated record. The transcript has 5 exons.
AUGCAUAAAAUGUACCGAUUUCAUUUGAGUAGAGAACAGCUUAAGCCUAAGAACGCAGGAGACCGGCACGCCCUUCGUCCUGACUGGGCUGUAAAAUAGAGUGAACACGUCUUCUACUAAAGGAUCUCACAUUCAGGAUAGGUUUCGCAUUAAGCUCACAAUUAUACGAGAAAAAAUAAUUCUGAAACAGGAUGCACGAAAACCUCCUAGCCGGCAUAUUCGUUCUCAUUGCCUGUGACACUGUGCUUUCGACGCCUACCUCCCCGGAACGUCGCUUCUGCUACGAUAUCAAGAAGUUCGUAAACACAUCUGAGAAAAUAUGGACGUUAAAAACCACUAAUAUGGGAAAUAUAAUCUGCGAGUACGACAAAAUGAUGUCUAUAUAUGAACCAGAGAUUUACUUCCAAAGAACGUUCUUACUGCACGGUCGAAGGUGUGACGUUCGACUGCGUGGACAGUUUUAUCGCUUUCACCCGGACUGGAUGACUGUCACGGACAAGGGUAGGAAGCAACUGUGUACAGAAAGAUUGCUCUAUUUGGCUCCAGACCAUUCAUGUGCCGUGGUCAAGAUCGCGUCUGUAGGAGAGGGUAAUGAAGUCCGUUACGAUCUCCGCGUGCGAGAUUCUUCAAUACGAGAAAGACCCCAAGCAGAAUGUGAACUGCGUUUUACUCGGGCAGCCAAAGGACGAAUGGUAUACCAUAUUUAUAGCUCAUACUGUCGACAGGCGUACAGGACAUUGAGAUAAAUACCUAGUAACGUUAAUAAACUAAAGAUGGUCAAUCUUAAACCAAGCUGCCCUGCUGCUUACGGUUCAAUAUUAAUAUUUCUGUUGGACGGAUUUGCGUUUCUUCUUGA